AUGAACGAAGUGAUUCGAAGACCUGAUCAAACGUCGCCGAAAUCUAGCCCCCGUGGGGGCUCCAGGUCCCCGGCCUACCCACGGACGGACACGACGGGCACCCUCAGAACCACCAUCAGCUUGGGCAAGGUCCCAUCCGUCAUCCCUAGGGGUCCGUUUUACCUGAUGAAAGAUCCCCCUGAUCAUGCAGAGAUUACAGGAAGCACUAACCUGAUGUCAGUCUAUGGGAUGGAACAUGCCUAUAGCAAAUUCUGUGGGAGGAAAGUGAAGGAGGAGUUGAGCGCAUUUCUACCUCACCUGCCCGGGUACAUUGACACGCCAGGCCUCCAGGAUAACAGUGCAUUACGGUCUGUUGUGGACAAGCCUCCGAUAACAGGGAAAGAGUUAGUUCCCUUGUCUGGCUCUGCAUUGACAGGAUUUCGGCUACACCCUGGCCCGUUACCUGAACAGUAUAGACUGAUGAACCAAAUGCCACAAAAGAAGAGACACAAGCACAAAAAACACACCAAGAAGGAGACACCCAAAGAGGAAGCUUUGCUGGAAACGCAAGCUGACAAACCCAGUGAUGCUGGUCAUGAUCGAAGGAAGAAGCAGGAUAAGAAAGAUGAGAAGGAUAAAAAGAGGAAAAGAAAAAAGAAGAAAAAAAAGCACAGCCCCGAACAUCAGUCAGCAGCGGCAGAGACAGGGUCCUAAUACCAGCUGAACAGUGUUGUGUGUGAACUACUUACCAGUGACAAAGACGGGCUCCAAACUCUAGUGAAAAUUCAGAGUGUUGUGUAUGAACUCCUGACCAGUGACCGUUGUGUUCACCUAUUCACACUGUAUGUGUGUGUGUGUGUGUUAACACUGCCUGGUGUAUGCACAGCUCACAAAUACCACACCAAAUACUCUGAUAUUUGUGUACUUUGGAUUUACAUGUUUGUCCACAUUGUAGGAUUGGGCAUUGUGUGUAACAUGGAUGGAUGUCUACAACGUGGUCUUGUAGCACCAGACAAUUGUCUACAUCUUGUCCAUUGUGGAUUGUUGAAUGUGUAUACAUUGUGGAAUAAGGGUAUGUGUGGUAAGCAUGAACAAAUGUCUAUAUCAUGGACUAGUACCACCAGGUAAAUGACUAGGGAUGUCUAUAUUAUGGGCCUGUACCACCAGGUAAAUGACUAGGAAUGUCUACAUUAUGGGCCUGUACCACCAGGUAAAUGACUAGGAAUGUCUACAUUAUGGGCCUGUACCACCAGGUAAAUGACUAGGAAUGUGUACAUCAUGGAUGUACAACCAGGUGAAUCACAAGGAAUGCCUAUGUGAAAGACUUGUGCCAACAUGUAAAUGACUGUAAAUCUUUACAUCACACAACUGUGCCACCAGGUAAUAGAAAAGGAAUGUCUACAUGAAUGACAGGUGCCAACGGGUAAAUGGCUACGUCACAGACUUGUGCCACCAGGUAAACGAUUAGGAAUGUCUACAUCAUGAACCUGUGACGCCAGGUAAAUGACUAAGAAUGUGUACAUCAUGGAUGUGCCACCAGGUAAACAACUAGGAAUGUCUACACCAUGGACUUGGAAAACCAGGUAAAUGACUAGGAAUGUCUACAUCAUAGAUGUGCCACAAGGUAAUUGACAACGAAUGUCAACAUUAUGAACUUUUCCACCAGGUAAAUGACUAGGAAUGUCUACAUCACAGACUUGUGGCAACAGGUAAAUGACUAAGAAUGUCUACAUCAUGGAUGUGACACCAGGUAAAUUUGUAGGAAUGUCUACAUCAUGGACUUAUGACAGCGGGUAAAUCAGGAGAAGUGUCUACACUGUACAUUUGUGUGGUGUACGUCCUAAAAUGUAUACAUGUACAUUGGUCACCUAGGCAGCGUUGUAAAUAUCAUGAAAUUUCUAUGCCUUGCAUUUGUGGAGGCUAGUAACUUCUAUUAAACGUCUAGCUGAGUUUGUGGAGGGUAUUAACUUCCAUGAAAUGUCUAGCUGAGUUUG
Molecule: messenger RNA, 1973 nt
Organism: Liolophura sinensis
Lineage: Eukaryota; Metazoa; Mollusca; Polyplacophora; Chitonida; Chitonidae
Product: mediator of RNA polymerase II transcription subunit 19-like
Exons: 6
Coding region: 1-693 (230 amino acids)
Biological process (GO): positive regulation of transcription by RNA polymerase II
Cellular component (GO): mediator complex
Molecular function (GO): transcription coregulator activity; transcription factor binding
Source: RefSeq, a predicted model, not a curated record